Molecule: messenger RNA, 11850 nt
Organism: Podarcis lilfordi (Lilford's wall lizard)
Lineage: Eukaryota; Metazoa; Chordata; Lepidosauria; Squamata; Lacertidae
Source: the annotation of a GenBank genome assembly
GAGGGCACAAGGAGAAGGGGACGACAGAGGACGAGAUGGUGGGACAGUGUUCUCGAAGCUACCAGCAUGAGUUUGACCAAACAGCGGGAGGCAGUGGAAGACAGGAGUGCCUGGUGUGCUCUGGUCCAUGGGGUCACGAAGAGUCGGACACAACUAAACGACUAAACAACAACAACAACAACAACAACAUUUUCAUUGGAGAAAUGUUGGAGGGCAUGGCACUGAACUGGGGGAAAGCGAGGAAAGAGUUACUCCUGCCCUAGUUUGGCCCUUUAACGGUUAAAGCCACAGAGCAUGCAUUCCUAGAGAGGAAGGAGGAAGUGAGCACCCCAUGGGGGACAUCCCCCGGGCAGCGCACCUUCCUGUCCAUCCUCUUUUGUGUUCCCCAGUGGUGGGGAAAGAAUAGGAGACCCAUUCCUGUGAGUUAGAAAGGUGCGAGGUGGGGUGACAGGCAUGGUCUUCCUUGGGAGGCCAUGGCCAGGCUGAGCAGGAGGGUGGGGGAAGACGGCUGGGAAGUGGAAGGACCCAGUGCAAGAGGGAGAAACAGACAGACUUCUGCUGCAGGGAGCAAUAAAACCUCAAAAUACAUUUGCAAAGCUAAGCAGGGUCCGUUGUGGUUUCACAUUGGAUGGGGAGCCUGCGUGUUGAGAUGGGGUGCGGAAGAAGGGAGGGGAGCCGCUGCCCGUGAACCCCGCAAAUCCCCUUCAUUUUCUAGCAUUGGUCUGAUUCGGGGAGAGGCAGCUUCCUUGUCUCCAGUUUAAAGUGCUAUUCGUUCAUGAGGACCGGGGUCUUUCUUUGAGGGUCCAUAUAUAGCAACACCCUAGAGGUCCCAGACCCUAAGGAAGUCAGAUUAGCCUCAACCAGAGGCAGGGCCUUUUCAACACUGGCUCCAGCCUGGUGGAACGCUCUUUCUCAUGAGACCAGGGCCCUGCGGGAUCUGAUUUCUUUCCUCAGGACCUGUAAGACAGAGUUGUUCCGCCUGGCCUUUGGCUUAGAAUCAGUUUGAUUCCCUCCCUCUCUUUCUUUUUCCUUUCUCCUCCUGUGAUGAGGCUGCAUCUUAAUGUUUUAAUGUUGUAUUUUAAUCUUGUUUUUAAGUUGUAUUUCAAUCAACUUGUUUUAUUAUUGGUUGUUAGCCGCCCUGAGCCUGGUCUUGGCUGGGGAGGGCGGGGUAUAAAUAAAGUUUAUUAUUAUUAUGAGGGGAGGGAUCACCGCUCAGGGAAGGAGUGCAUGUGGAACUUCUUGCGUUCAAUCCUGGGCAUCUCCAGGUAAAAGCAGGCCCUGUCUGAAAUCCUGGAGAGCUGUUUGCCUGUUGGUGUGACAGUCCCAAGCGCCCCCUUACCUGUGGGUACACCAGCAUUCUCAUCCCCCCGGUUGCUCAUAUGCAAAAGAAAUCUUAAUGGUUGAUUAAGGGAAGGGAUUUGGCUUGGUGGCAGAGCCUCCAGGUAAGGCUGUGACUGUUCCUUGCCUGAAAGCCGUGGAGAGCCAAUGAUCCCGCAGCAGAGAGACCAAUUUGAGAUAAUGACACUUCCUAAUCAUUUAAAUAGCUCUUCACAGAACCAUGAGGACGAGAAUCUUACUUAAUCUCAAAGGAAAGGGACUACAGAUCAGUGGUAGAGCACCUGCACGCAGAAUGUCACACUUCAAUCCUUGGUUUCGGGGGAGACACCUUUGCCUGGAACCUUGGAGAACUGAUGUCAGUCAGUGCCUGGAAUCUUCCUUUCCCCCCUGCAGAACUCCCAGAGUUCCCUGGGAUGAAGGAUUGCUUCUUAAGCCACACUGGAAAUUGUAGCUGUGUGAAUAGGGGCUUCCUAGCAACACCCUUGACAAACUACAACUCCCAGUAUAAUUUGGGGAAAUGGUGUCUUUUUAAAGCGGUUUCAUCCCACUUUAAAUGUUUAGUGAAAAUGGGGCCUCCAGAGCACCCUGUUCCAUCAGUUUCCUCACUUUUGUCUGUUUGGAUUCCCAUUUCUUUCAGCGUAAAGAAGCUUUUGCCAGAGGUUGGGGAAAGAUUUCAGCUUCCAUGUGACCCUUCUUUGGCCAGAGACUUCAACAGAAACUGAGAGGCAACACUCCGUCACAUGUUCCCAGGAACCUCAUUCUUGUGCUGACCCACAAAUUAACAGGGGAAACAUUUUGUCCCUUACACAGAAGACGACUGAGGGACAUCUCCCUCUGAGUGAAAAUGGCUGCAGAGCAGGGAGCAGAAAUCCCAGCAGCCUCUCUGGGUCUCCAGCUCCAGUGGGCAGCAGAGGCCGGUGCGAAGCCAGGAAUUAAAACGGAGCAAGUGGAAUUGGCAAGGCUGGCACCAGAGAUGGCACUAGAAGAGGCAGGAGGCUCAUCUCCUGCCCUCCAGAAUGGAACAGAGGGGCCUUGUCCGAGCUGGACGGAGCCACAACGUAUCAAAGGGGAGUCGGAAGAGGAGCUGUCGUCCCGGCAAUGGGAAGCCCAGUGGCAGGAAUUCCUCCGGACUGUGCAGGCCCCACACUCUGGGGGAGAAGGAAGCCCACAGCUCCUAGGGAAUGGGGCAUGGGGCGAGGCGAAGCCUUCUGGGUCCUCCUUUGAGGGAGCAGCCAUUCCCAGCCAGUGGGCUGGAGCAGGAGACAGCAAGACCAGUCUGCCUCCAGGAACAGCUCAGCCGGCUGCUUCCAGACCAGCCGCUGCCAGCCAGGGAAACAUCGGGCAAGCGAAGGAAAUCAAGAUGGAGGAUGUCAGCAGCUCUGAGGCUCGUCGCCAGCUCUUCAGGCAGCUUUGCUACCAGGAUGCCCAGGGCCCUCGCGAGGUCUACGGGCUCCUGAGGGAGCUUUGCCAUCAGUGGCUGAGGCCAGAGAAGCACACCAAGGAGCAGAUCCUGGACCUGGUGAUCCUGGAGCAGUUCCUGGCUGUGCUGCCCUCAGAAAUGGGGAGCUGGGUGAAGGAGCGAGGCUCAGAGGGCUGUGUACAGGCCCUGGCCCUGGCAGAGGAAUUCCUCCUGAGGCACCAGGAGGCGGAGAAAGCGGGAGGGCAGGUGAGAGAAGCAUUUGGGGGUCCAGAGUCGACAAAGGGGUUAAAGAAGUGGCCAUUUUGCUUAAGAACAUGACUCCUCGAUCACCCAAUGAAUGGCCGUGGCUCCCCGGAGAUUAAUGCCAGGGAUAAUGCAAGCUAUACAUGCCGAGAAGUGAACAUGUUCUCUCUUGCUCUGCUGGGGCUGAAUAGGAAAAAUGUUUUCUCCUCCUCUUUCAGGGACUGAGGACCAUUGCAGAGGCGGCUGCUUGUGUCACCGAAGGAGAAAAGCAGGGAAGCUCAGACGGUUGCGUCCUGGCCCUGGCUGAGGAAUUCCUCCUGAGGCACCAGGAGGCGGAGAAAGCGGGAGGGCAGGUGAGAGAAGCAUUUGGCCAGAGUCGACAAAGGGGUUAAAAAUGUGGCCAUUAGCUUGCAAACCAGUAUUCAAAUUUGUAUCUUUAUUUAACUUUUUAAGAAACUACCAGGAGCGGUAAAAUGGUCUGCAGUACAUGAGAUAAAGUACAAACUGCCUAUAAAAACAACUGAUAAUCCAUAAAAAUACUGGGCCGCAUUUCACAAGCCUGGUCGCAUUUGUUCAUGCAUUGGUAUCCUUGAGGCUUGAUUACUAACACGAUAAUCUUUAUUUUCAUUGUCCCAUACAGAACAACGAAAUUGAAAAAAUCUACAUCAGACAUUCAAAAACCAACAAGCCUGCUAUCCCAGCCUGGUUAGCCCCCUAAAAACUCUGAUACCCCAUAAUUAAAUACAAUAUACUCCCAUAGAGACUAUCUUACACUGUGUUUAAUACCAAAAUUGCAUUGGAUAGAAACUGUUUCUCAGGUGGCUAGUCCUAGUCUUUAUAACCCUGUACCUUCUUCCAGAAGGCAGAAGCUGAAAGAGAUCAUUUCCAGCGUUCGCACUAUCCUGCGCUAUCUCUGCAGCUUUCUUAUGACAACUGGAAGCAUAGAUUUGAUCCAAGGGGGGAAGAGUGCACUCAAUUUUUCUCUCCGCAGUCUUUACAACCCUGGACAGCAUUGUUUUUUCCCUUGCCGCGCAGCUCCCAAACCACACACACACACAGACCAUAAGUUAAUACACUCUCCACAGUACAAUGGUAAAAUGCCAUCAACAAGUCAUUUGAGAGAUUAUUUUUCUGGAGGAUGCUUUCUGUGUGGGGCUGCCCUCGGGACUUGUCCAGAAACUCCAGCUGGUGCAGAAUGCAGGUGUUGAGUGGAAAGUGUUACUCUCUUUCAGGGACUGGGGGCCAUUGAAGAGGGGGCAGUGUGCACUCCCAAAGGAGAACAUUCCUUGCUGGAUCCAGGCCGAAGACUUGAGCCCAGGGAAGUCCUGCAGAAUUAUGAAAACAAGGCCCCUUUGGGUAAAAACACAUUUUCCCUAUCCCAAUCUGUUGUGAGUUUUCCCAUUAAAUUGUAUUCUAGAUUUGGCUCUUUAGCUCUGCUCUCUGUACAUCUGUCGGAUUGAUUUGUUGUGCGCCAACGUGAUUCAGGUUGGACACAAGAAAAUGCUUUUCCCCCUCCCAGCCCGUACAAGGCAGGCCUUUCCUGAUUUGCACGGGGCUGGCAUUCUGGGUCACUGUCUGCGAUGGCGGAGUGUGCAUAAACUCACUCUUCCCCAUUAUGCCCCUGCCUCGCCUCUUUUCCCGACCAUUUCUAGGUCACCAUCAUGUACGCAUGCGUAGUCGCGCAUCAGUUAGACGCAAGUAAACCGGCUUUUGGAUGUGCAUAGCUAAAACUCUGGCAUUUUCACAUGCAAUAUUUAUUUAUUUUAUAAAAUUUGUUUAGCGCCCUUCCUCUGAAGAUCAAAACACAAAAUACAUAAUACAGUGGUACCUCUGGUUACGUACUUAAUUCGUUCCGGAGGUCUGUUCUUAACCUGAAACUGUUCUUAACCUGAAGCACCACUUUAGCUAAUGGGGCCUCCUGCUGUGGCCCCGCCACCGCAGGAUGAUUUCUGUUCUCAUCCUGAAGCAAAGUUCUUAACCUGAGGUACUAUUUCUGGGUUAGUGGCGUCUGUAACCUGAAGCGUCUGUAACCUGAAGCGUAUGUAAAUUUUGGGCAGAGGUCGGUAAGGAUUACUUCUGCUUUAAUUUGUUCUAUUGCGUAUUUUGAUUAUAGAUGUUUAUAUUUUUAACAUCUGUACUACUGGAUUUUUCACUCGUUCGAAGCCUGGUUUGACAUUACGGAGCCAUUAAGCAUUAAGCCUAUUUUGACAUCCAUCAUAAUUUUGCAGUUUUGGCAACUUGCUCAUUCUACGGUUCCUCUCCCCCCCCCCCCCCACUUCUUAACAGAUUGCUGGCAGGUAGAUGAACGGCAAGAGGGAAACCCCCCACUCGAGAGAGCCAUGGAAGUGGUGACUUUGCAGAGCUGCUUCCAAAGGAGAACAGCGGAGAAGACACCUUCCUGGGGCGAGGAGCGGGAAGAGACUUUCGAGCAUCAGCCGAGACCAAGAAAGCAGCAGAGGAACCGCCCCAAGAACAGGCUGAGCAAGUCCAUCUCUUGCACCGUCCACCUUCUGCAGCACCCGUGGACCCAAGAGGCCACGAAACUGCACCAGUGCUCUUACUGCGGGAAGAACUUUGACGGCCCGUCGCACCUGAUCAUCCACGAGAGGAAGCACACUGGGGAGAAGCCCUAUAGCUGUGCCACAUGCGGGAAGAGCUUCAGCCGCAAUUGGAGCCUGGUCAUGCACGUGAUGACCCACACAGGCGAGAAGCCCUACAAGUGCUCAGCCUGCGGGAAAGGCUUCCGGCAGAAGUCCGCCCUCACCAUCCACGAGAGAAUCCACACGGGGGAGAAGCCCUACAAGUGCUCAGCCUGCGGGAAAAGCUACAUGUGCAACUCGCGCCUCGUCGCGCACGGCAAGAAGCACUCCAAGGAGAAGCCCUAACAGUGUCCCUCAUACGGGAAGAGCUUCCGCUGCAACUCCCAGCUCGUCUUGCACCAGAGGGUCCACACGGAGGGGAAGCCGUAGAAGUGCUCUGUCUGUGGGAAGAGCUCCAGCUACAAGUCAGACCUUCUCUGACAUAAGAGAACCCACCGUUAGAGGGGGGGUUUCUUCUGGUGGCGGACGACAGAACCAUGAGACCGGUGUAAAAACUCAAACAAAGGUUUUAUUACAGCUAUACAAAACAACAAACACAAAGCAUGUUGGGGUUAUCUCUCUGCAGGCAAAUUCAAACUGCAAUUUCUCCUCUUUUGAUACUCAUCACCAGCUGUACCUAAUCAGCCUAGAAAACCACUCACAGAAACAGUUCUUAAAGUUACAAUCAUUUUUCUGUAUGACUCCUAACAUCCCCUCUCAUUCAAACAGAAACAGAAACAAAACAGUACUUUAAACAUAUACAAAACAUAUUUACACAUCAUGCACAACAGUUCCUAAUUUUGUCACUAGCUGUGCAUGUUUCUCAAAAGUUAGUGCUUUCGUAAAUAUAUCAGCCACAUUUUACAUGCUCUCACAGUAUUUCAGCAUUAUCAGAUUUUGUUUAACAUUUUCACUUACAUUCUGAUCUUUAAUCUCCAAAUGUUUUGAUUUACUGUUGAACUGCUCAGACCCAGACAAAGUUAUUGCAGCUUGAUUUUCUUCCCAUAUUUGAACUGGAUAAUCACAUUGUAUAUCUAAAUCAUUGAGGAUUUGAACGUAAUAUUUUAUUUCAUUACACAACUCCGAUAAAGCACAGUAUUCAGCCUCUGUUGAAGACGUGGUCUCGAUUCCUUGCUCUUUGGACUUCCAACCUAUCAAGGAAUCCCCAAAUUGAAACACCAUGCCAGAAAUGGAUUUUCUAUCAGGCAGGUUGGCCCAAUCGCUGUCAACGUAACACUGCAAUUUUGUAGACCCUGAAGAUGGUAAUCCUAAACAAUAAUCAAGUGUAAGUUUUAGAUACCAGAAAAUACGUUUUAAACCCUUCCAGGCAUUUUCUGUGGGGUAGCUUACUAGUCUGCUCAGUAUUCCAACUGCAUAACUCAAAUCUGGUCUGUUCCACAAUGAAAUGUAUAAUAAACUUCCAACUAUUGAACGGUACAUUUCAGGAUUUACUGGUUCUGUGCAUUCUCCUUCAUUAUUGAAAAAACCUGUUUCCAUUGGGGUUUUUGCUCCCUUGCUAUUUUGCAUAUUGUUCUUUCUAGUAAUUCCAUUAUUUUAUCUUUUUGACUCAACAAAAAACUUCCAUCGUUUGUCUUUUGAAUUUCUAGACUGAGAUAAUUUUUCACUGGUCCCAAAUCUCUUACUUUAAAUUCCUUUCUUAGUUGUUCUGCAAAUUUGUCCAUUUGCUUGUCAUUUUUUGUAGAAAAAAGCAAAUCAUCAACAUAAGACAAACAUAAUUCUUGUUUAUCACCCUUUCCUUUAGUGUACAAGCAAUCAUCAGCUAAGCUACUUUUAAAGCCAAGAUUUUUUAAAGCAUUAUUGAGACACUUGUUCCAAUUUCUAGCUGAUUGUUUGAGCCCAUAGAUUGCUUUGUGUAACCUAUAUACAGAAUUCUGUUCGCCUGCCUCAAAUCCUGGUGCUUGAUUCAUAAAAAAUUCUUCGUGCAGUUUUGUUUUAAGAUAAGCUGUCUCAAUAUCAAAAUGAUUUAUUUUAAACCCCCGUUGUGCUGCAAUACCUAGCAAUAAACGUACAUGUUCGCUCCUUGUAGUAGGAGAAAAGGUUUCAUCAAAACUUUCACCUUUUCUUUGCGUAAAACCUCGUGCUACCUGCCUAGCUUUGUACUUAACACCACCAUCUGCCAAGUGUUUUAUUUUAUACACCCAUCUACAGUCCACUGCCUUUUUUCCUUCUGACAAUGGCUCAAUAGUAAACACAUUAUGCUCUGCCAAAGAUUUCAUUUCUGCUCUCAUUGCAUUUUCCCACAUUAUUAUUUCCUGGUGUGGUAACUUUAAAACCUCCUCAUAAUCACAAGGUUCUUUCUUCACUUCAACAGUUUUAACUUCUUGUAUAGUAAACCUUUCUGGAGGUACCCCCUUAUUGCUUCUUUGUGAUCUUCUAACUUGAACACUUUCCCCCUCUGAACUAUCUUCCCCUUCUAAUUCAUCUUGCUCAGGAUAAAUUGGUUCAGCUUUAGGAGAUUGUGUACUGGGACUCUCAUCCCCCGAUUCCUCAUCACUAUCACUUUCAGAACUUCCUUGAAUUUGUGGCUUUUCUUCCUCAGAUUUCACAAAUUUAUCUGUAUCAUCUGAAGAUAAAACUUCUGAAUUUCCAUGUAAAUGAGCCCAACCAUCUUGCUCACAAAACUUUGCAUGUCUUGAUAUCACAACUCUGCCAUGCCCUAGUGCAAAAUUAUACGCUUUUGACCAACUUCGAUAACCAACAAAUCUAAGUCUCUUUGCCUUGGAUCUCCUUCCCUUCUCUGUCCUUUUGGGAUGUGAACCCAAGCCCAACAACCAAAAGUUUUAACAUGGUCCAAAAAAGGCUUUUUUCCAUAAAGCAAAAAAUGAGGGGUAUUGUUUAUGAUAGAAUGAAACAAUCUGUUCUGUAUGUAAUUAGCACAGAGAAUUGCUUCCCCUCAAAACUUCCUGGAUAAGCCAGACUCACAUAACAUAGAAUCUAGCAUUGUUUGUAAAGACCUUAUCUUGCGUUCUGCAAUGGAAUUUUCUUCGGGUGAAAAGGGACACGAUUUACAGUGACUAAUACCACGUUUUUUCAACCAUAUCUGGGGGGCUUCAGACAUGAACUCGCCUCCAUGGUCACUCUGCAAUUGGGUAACUUUGUAGGGAAACUUCCUUUCUAUAUAGUUGACCCAAUUUUUAAUCAGUUGACCAGUUUCACUGUUGUGUUUUAACAAGUAUACCGAAGUAUACCGGCUAUAAUCAUCCACAAGAACCAGAAAAAACUUUGCUCCUCCUUCAGAUUCUGCAAAUGGCCCACAAAGGUCUGAGUGUACUAAAGCAAAUGGCUUCUUGCUAAUUCUAUUACUUUCAGGAUAAGAUCUCCGCUUACUUUUAGACUCCUUGCAGGUAUUGCAGUCCAGAAAAACUGAACAUUUUCCGGAGUUAUGGUGAGGUGUUGUCGCCUUCCUCUCAUGGCGCCUUUCCUCCGCAUCAAGCAAAUGCCCUGUUAAGAAAUGCAUCGUUAAUUGGUUUUCUGGAAUUGCCUCCAGCAUCAUCACUAAAUAAUCCCAUGACUUGGGAAGUGAAGACAGCACAAUAUAAACCUUUCUCUGCUCAGAAAAAUGUUCCCCAAGUUUAUUUAACUGUGAAAAUAAAUCAUGCAUUCUUUGAAGGUGUUUUGAAACACAUUCACCCUCACUUAGUCUGGCUCGAUACAGAGCUCUCAUUAGAGUAAUUUUGCUGCUAGCAGUGUCUCUAAUGUGUAUCGCUCUUAGUGCUUGCCAAAUCUCACUUGCUGUUUCAAGGUCUCGCACAUGAGAUAACUGAGACUUCUCUAAACUCAAAAUUAGAUUGGCAUAUGCUUUGUCCUCCACUCUUUGGUCUGCUUCAUCUAACUCUUCAUACUUAUCUUUUACAGGAGCAUUAACAAUAACAGUCCAACAUUGUUCUUUCUUUAAAAAUGCCUGCAUCUAUAAACUCCAUGACAUAUAAUUGGAUUCUCCCAGUUUCUCUACUGGAAAACAUGAAGCUCUCCCUUGAGCUCUAGCUCCAAGUCCAGCCAUGGCUCCACCCAGCUUUCAGCUUUCCACUCAGUCUUUACUCACACGUGGCUUGGAGACUUGUUUGGCUCCUGGUCUCAAACAGACACUCCCUGCCGACGCCUUCACACAGCCAGCUGCUUGAGAAACGCUGAGUCACUUCCAAUCUCUGGGUUCUUUUCCACGCUCUGUCUCUGCCCACUCAGGACUGGUGCCCAUAACCUGUUAGAGGGGGGUUUCUUCUGGUGGCCAAUGACAGAACCACGAGACCAGUGUAAACACUCAAACAAAGCUUUUAUUACAGCUAUGCAAAACAACAAACACAAAGCAUAUGGGUGUUCUCUCUCUGCAGGCAAAUUCAAACUGCAAUUUCUCCUCUUUUUAUACUCAUCACCAGCUGUACCUAAUCAGCCUAGAAAACCACUCACAGAAACAGUUCUUAAAGUUACAAUCAUCUUUUCUGUUUCUUUGCAGAAUGACUCCUAACACCCACACGCGGAAGAGACCUUACCAGUGCGACAAGUGCCGGUGGGGUUUCGUUUGGAAAUCACAGCUCGUGAGCCACCAGUGGAUGCACAGGGAAGAGAAGCCUUGGCGCAGGAACCCGCUUGCUUUGGGGAAAGCGUUUGUCAUCACUCACUUCAUAUGAGGAGGCAGAAGGAACAGAGGAAGCUGCCCGAACCAGGCUGUUGGGUCCAUCCGGCAUACAGUUGCCACACUGACUGGCCAUGGCUGUCCAGGAAUCCAGGCAGGGUUCUCUCUGAGACUACCCAGAGAUGCCAGGGAUUGAGCGUACGCAAAGAAGAUGCUCUGCAAAUGAGCUAUGACCAUUCCCCAUUUCUACCAAAAUACCCGCCUUAUUAAAAUCCUCCACGCAUUAGGUGUGUGGCAGCCGUGGGGAGCCUGAAUCCACAGCUCUGGCUGACUUUAGAAGGUCUCUUUGUCCCACCCCGAUCACCAGUUUUUUAAUAGCUUCAGUCUGGUUCCAGGGCAAGACUUCCAAACUGAGCUCACACCACAAAAACCUCAGUUCUACAAUACUCACAGGUGAGAGUUGGCGCUCCCAAAUUAUUAUUUUUCUCCAUUAUUUUUAUUAAAUUUUCAGUUUUACAUUUUAGAAUAUUAAUUUAAACAACCUUAAAAUAUCAAUGACUUCCCUUCUCUUUCCAUGGUUCAUUUUGCAUAGCAUAAAUCCCUGCGUAUUUUAUAUUAACUAAACCACUCAGUAUUCCAUUAUUGCAUCCAUCAAAACUUAUUUACACUGUUGAAUUCAUCUUAAUGCAGCCCACAUUUUCAAAAAUACACAUCCUCCCCCCCCCUAUAUUCAAUAAACAUUUUCCAAUCUACUUCAAACAUACGUUCUUCUUGUUCUCUUAUUCUGUAUGUUAGGACUGCAAGCUGCACAUAUUCCAUCAGUUUAAGUUGCCAUUCUUCUUUAGUUGGAACCUCGCUCGUUUUCCAUUUGGGGGCUAACCAAGCACGGGCUGCAGUAGUGGCAUACAUAAAUAGCCUUUUUUGACACCUGGGAAUUUCCAUCUGAAUUAUCCCCAACAAAAAGGACUCUGAUUUUUUUGGGAAAGUACUUCUAAACAUUUUUUUCAAUUCAUUACGAAUUAUUUCCCAAUACUCUUUUACCCUUUUACAGGUCCACCACAUAUGACAGAAUGUACCCUCAGUCGCAUUGCAUCUCCUGAAAAUGACACUCCUGAAAAUAGAUAUUUUCCUUGUAUACUUUAGAAGGAUAAAUAAACUGAAACCAUUCCCCGCCUCUCGAAGCAUUCUCUUUUAAUGCUGCUAGCAGUUCUGAAUGUGUUGUCUCUUGUUUGGCUCAUCCCUGUUUUGCAUGACACCCUUUGGGAGUCUGUCAGCUGAGGCUGGCCAGCAGUCUCUCUGGUUGAGCCCAAGCGGCUAUGACAUGUAGUUCCUCUUCUGCAAGCACCAGUGAAAUGAGUCCUUACCUUCCAAGGAUUGGCUCCCAGGGCCAUUCUGCAGGAGGCGCACAAGGAUGAAAACCGAGCAGGAGCUGCUCCUCCUUACGCCCCGAAGCUAAGCAGCCAGGAACGCUUAAAGCAUGUCACCUUCAAGAAACUGCCAAGUGAGUUCUGUUGGCUAUAAUAAUAAGAAUAAUAAUUUAUUAUUUAUGCCCCGCCCAUCUGGCUGGGUUUUCCCAGCCACUCUGGGCGGCUCCCAACAAAAUAUUAAAAAUACAAUAAAACAUCAAACAUUAAAAACUUCCCUAAACAGGGCUGCCUUAAGAUGUCUUCUGAAAGUCA